AGCUCUCCGGUCUGCCCUGUGCGCGUCCGGGCGUCCGCAUUCCAGAGCAUUGUAGUUCUACACCAAUGUCAUGUCUUAUUAACGUGAUAACAGCGUUUGGGACUAUAUCUUAGAACAAGGGAGUAAACACGAAGGAAUGGACGAAGAGGGAUUCUGGACCCGUUACAUAUAGCGGGUUUUUGGCAGGAUGAGACACCCCAUGCUCCGGGCAGUUUUUGACGCUCCUGGCUUUGACAAGUUUGGAAAUCCGAUAGGAGGCAGCACCAUGUGCCGCUGAGAACUCACAGCUAAAAAUAAUCCGCUUCCAUUAUACUCCGUCUGAUCACACUCUCUAAAAACCCGGCUCCAGGAAUGAAGCUGAGUCCAUAACCAUACUUUGCCGAGCGUUUGUGUUAACUGAGAUUUGGUCCUUUCUGCCGGUCUGGCCCAAGAUUUUCUCAGUAUCGAUCCGGCACCAUGGCCUUCUGCGGAAGUGACCAGAAGAACUCCUACAGCGUGGAGGGCGGCGUCCUGAACAACGGCUGCUUCGUGGAUGCUCUCAAUCUGGUCCCCCACGUCUUCCUCCUCUUCAUCACCUUCCCCAUCCUCUUCAUCGGCUGGGGAAGCCAGAGCUCCAAGGUUCAGAUCCACCACAACACCUGGCUCCACUUCCCCGGGCACAACCUUCGCUGGAUCCUCACCUUCGCCCUCCUCUUCGUGCACGUGUGCGAGAUCGCCGAGGGCGUCGACUCCAACAAGCGAAUGGUCAGCAACCACCUUCACCUGUUCCUCCCGGCAGUCAUUGGGUUCAUAGCGGCUACUACGUCCCUGGUGUAUUACCACAACAUCGAAACCUCCAACUUCCCCAAAUUAUUACUUGCAUUGUUCGUUUACUGGGUCUUGGCCUUCGUCACGAAGACCAUCAAGCUGGUGAAGUACGCGCAGAACAGCGUGGGGAUCGAGCACCUUCGCUUCUGCAUCACGGCCCUGCUGGUCCUGCUGUACGGCCUGCUGAUGGCGGUGGAGAUCAACGUCAUCAGAGUGAGGAGGUACGUCUUCUUCGCCAACCCCCAGAAGGUGAAGCCCCCGGAGGACCUGCAGGACCUGGGCGUGCGCUUCCUCCAGCCGUUCGUCAACCUGCUCUCCAAGGCCACCUACUGGUGGAUGAACCCCCUGAUCAUCGGCGCCCACAAGCGGCCCAUCGAGCUGAAGAGGAUCGGGAAGCUGCCCAUAGCCAUGCGGGCGCUCACCAACUACCUGCGGCUGAAGGACGCCUACGAGGAGCAGAGGACGGCGGACGACCCGGAGAAGGCCCCCUCCAUCUGGAAGUCCAUGUACCGAGCCUUCGGGCGGCCCAUUCUCCUCAGCAGCACCUUCCGCUACCUGGCCGACCUGCUGGGCUUCGCCGGGCCACUCUGCAUCUCCGGCAUCGUCAAGCACCUGGACAGCACCAACCAGACCGACGCCACAAACCGGACCGCGCCCCAGGCCAUGCAUUUUGGGGUCUACUUCCUGUCCUCACACGAGCUUCUCGAGGGAACCUAUGUCCUGGCGGUCCUGCUGUUCCUGGCCUUGAUACUCCAGCGGACGUUCCUGCAGGCCUCCUACUACGUCACCAUAGAGACGGGGAUCAACCUACGGGGGGCGCUGUUGGCUAUGAUCUACAACAAGAUCCUUCGCCUGUCCACAUCCAACAUGUCCAUGGGCGAGAUGACUCUGGGACAGAUCAACAACCUGGUUGCCAUAGAGACCAACCAGCUGAUGUGGUUCCUCUUCCUCUGCCCGAACCUAUGGGCCAUGCCAGUCCAGAUCAUCAUGGGUGUGAUCCUGCUGUACUACCUGCUGGGGCACAGCGCCCUGGUCGGGGCGGCCGUCAUCGUGCUGCUCGCCCCGGUGCAGUACUUCAUCGCCACCAAGCUGGCCGACGCGCAGAAGAGCACGCUGGACCACUCCACGGAUCGGCUGAAGACGACCACGGAGAUCCUGAGGGGCAUCAAGCUGCUGAAGCUGUACGCCUGGGAGAACAUCUUCUGCAACAGCGUGGAGGAGACCAGGAGCAAGGAGCUCACCAGCCUGAAGACCUUCGCUCUCUACACCUCCAUGUCCAUUUUCAUGAAUGCCGCCAUCCCCAUAGCUGCGGUGUUAGCGACGUUCGUGACCCACGCGUACAUCAGCCAUUCCAAACUCACACCGGCCGAGGCCUUCGCAUCCCUGGCACUCUUCCACAUCCUGGUCACCCCCCUCUUCCUCCUCUCCACCGUGGUCCGGUUCGCCGUCAAGGCCUUGGUCAGCGUGCAGAAGCUGGGCGAAUUUCUCCAGAGUGACGAGAUUGGAGAUGACAGCUGGAGAAAUGGAGAUAUGCCCGUGUCACUGGAACCCUGCAGGAAGCAUUCUGGGGGCACCAAAGCCAUAAACAGGAAGCAGCCCGUGUGCUACCAGAUGGACAGCUACGAGCAGCCGGCCCGCAGGCCACCGCGGCCCAACGAGACCGAGGACAUCGCAGUCAAGGUGAGCAAUGGAUUCUUCACGUGGGGGAGCAACUUGUCGACGCUGUCUGACAUCAGCAUUCAAAUUCCCACAGGUCAGCUGACCAUGAUCGUGGGGCAGGUGGGCUGUGGGAAGUCCUCUCUCCUGCUGGCCAUGCUGGGGGAGAUGCAGACCAUCAGCGGGAAGGUGCACUGGAGCAAUAAGAACAGGUUCUCUGUGGCCUACGCUACCCAGAAGUCCUGGCUGCUGAACGCCACCGUGGAGGACAACAUCACCUUUGGGAGCCCGUUCAACAAGCAGAGAUACAAGGUCGUCAUAGACGCCUGCUCCCUCCAGCCCGACAUCGACCUCCUCCCCUUCGGGGACCAGACCGAAAUCGGAGAGAGGGGGAUCAACCUCAGCGGGGGCCAAAGGCAGAGGAUCUGCGUGGCCCGAGCGCUCUACCAGAACACCAACAUCGUCUUCCUGGACGACCCUUUCUCCGCCCUGGACAUCCACCUGAGCGACCACCUGAUGCAGGAGGGUAUCCUAAAGUUCCUCCAGGACGACAAGAGGACAGUGGUGCUGGUGACCCACAAGCUGCAGUACCUAAUCCAUGCAGACUGGAUCAUCGCCAUGAAGGACGGAUCGGUGCUGAGGGAGGGGACCCUGAAGGACAUCCAGAACCACGACGUGGAGCUGUACGAGCACUGGAAGACCCUCAUGAACCGGCAGGACUCUGAGCUGGAGAAGGACACUGAGCCGGACAGCCAGACCGUGCUGGAGAGGAAGACUCUGAGAAGAGCCUUCUAUUCCAGGGAGGCUAAAAACCAGAUUGAUGAUGAAGAUGAAGAGGAGGAAGAGGAGGACGACGAAGACGACUCCCUGUCCACCACCACCAGCAGGCGGUCGAAGAUCCCGUGGAAGGUGUGCUGGUGCUACCUCUCCUCCGGCGGCUUCCUGCUGGGCGCCAUGAUGAUCUCGUCCAAGCUGCUCAAGCACUCCGUCAUGGUCGCCAUCGACUACUGGCUGGCGGCCUGGACCUCAGAAGCGGCGAACGGGACGGUCAGCUCCACGCCCAAGUCCUACGUGCCGGUGUUCAGCGCCCUGUGCACGGCGGGCAUCGUCCUGUGCCUCAUCACCUCCCUCAGCGUUGAGCUGAUGGGACUGUCGGCAGCCACCAGCCUCCACCACAACCUGCUCAACAAAAUCAUCCACGCCCCUAUCAGAUUCUUUGACGUCACCCCCCUUGGGCAAAUUCUGAAUCGCUUCUCCGCAGACACCAACAUCAUCGAUCAGCACAUUCCCCCGACCCUGGAGUCCCUGACCCGCUCCACGCUGCUCUGCCUGUCCGCCCUGGGGGUCAUCGCCUUCGUCACCCCCACCUUCCUCAUCGCCCUGGUGCCCCUCAUCGUGGCCUUCUACUUCAUCCAGAAGUACUUCCGGGUGGCUUCAAAGGACCUGCAGGACCUGGACGACUCCACCCAGCUGCCGCUCCUGUGCCACUUCUCCGAGACGGCCGAGGGGCUCACCACCAUCCGGGCUUUCAAACAUGAGGCUCGUUUCAAGCAGAGAAUGCUGGAGCUGACCGACACCAACAACACAGCGUACCUGUUCCUCUCUGCUGCCAACCGCUGGCUGGAGGUCAGAACGGACUACCUGGGGUCGGUGAUCGUGCUGACGGCCGCCGUCGCCUUCAUCGCGGGCUUCGGGCAGAGGCUGAGCUCGGGCCUGGUGGGCCUGGGCCUGACCUACGCUCUCACCGUGACAAACUACCUGAACUGGGUGGUGAGGAACCUGGCUGACCUGGAAGUCCAGAUGGCGGCCGUGAAGAAGGUCAACAGCUUCCUGAGCACCGAGUCGGAGAACUACGAGGGCUCGAUGGAUGCGUCCCAGGUGCCGGAGGACUGGCCCCAGCACGGGGAGAUAAAGAUCCAGGACCUGAGCGUGAGGUACGAUCCCAUGUUGAAGCCGGUCCUGAAGCACGUCAACGCCUACAUCGUCCCCGGACAGAAGGUGGGCAUCUGCGGACGCACAGGCAGUGGAAAAUCCUCUCUCUCUCUGGCCUUCUUCAACAUGGUGGACAUGUUCGAAGGAAAGAUCGUCAUCGACGGGAUCGACAUCUGCAAGCUGCCGCUGCAGACGCUGCGCUCGCGCCUCUCCAUCAUCCUGCAGGACCCCAUCCUCUUCAGCGGCUCCAUCCGGUUCAACCUGGACCCGGAGUGCAGCUGUACGGACGAGGGCCUGUGGGAGGCGCUGGAGAUCGCGCAGCUGAAGAACAUGGUGAAGGCUCUGCCUGGAGGGCUCGAUGCGGUGGUGACGGAGGGGGGAGAGAACUUCAGCGUGGGCCAGCGCCAGCUCUUCUGCCUGGCUCGAGCCUUCGUCCGCAAGAGCAGCAUCCUCAUCAUGGACGAGGCCACCGCCUCCAUCGACAUGGCAACUGAGAACAUUCUACAGAAGGUCGUCAUGACGGCGUUCGCGGAUCGCACGGUCGUGACCAUCGCCCAUCGAGUCCACACCAUCCUGACCGCUGACCUGGUGAUUGUGAUGAAGCGUGGGAACAUCCUGGAAUACGACAAGCCGGAGACCCUGCUGGAGCAGGAGGACGGCGUGUUCGCCUCCUUCGUCAGGGCCGACAUGUAGACCCCCCAACCCCCUAACCCAUCCCCCCCCCCACCCCCUCCGGCCCGUCCGUCUCCCGGCUCCAGGGUGCGCCAGACGUCUCCAGCCUCCUGCUCUCUCUACGCGCCGAUGGCCGAACCGAAAGCGAAGCUGUUCGCAACUCACGCGACCCCGAGAAAGCCAAAAAAAAAAAACCUCUGUGCUCGACUCAGAGACACUAACUGAGCCAUCUAUCCGGUGAAGGAACACGGACAUUUUAUAUUGAAAGUAUAACUUCAAAGGUCUUUAAUUUCUUUUUUUUGUUUGUUUUGUUUAUCAUAUCUAUGUUAUCGUCAUGCGCUGGCUAAAUAGCCUAUAAUUUAUCCGAUGUAAUAAGCAAGUGUCUAGGUAGACUGGGACAAUCGCCGUAUGAGAUUGCUGGAACCGUGGGCUACGCAGACUGACCUGGAAAGCGUCUGUUUAUCUGUCUGGCGGACGCGCAGGGCUCGCUGUAAUCACGAGGGACGGAGCGUUUGCGUACGCCGCGGUUCCCCGAGAUAGGAGCACGCGCCGACGUCCGCUUAAUCGCCCGACGGGAAGCCAAGCCAGCCGACGGGAUUUUUUUUAACGGCCUUCGCCGAAGAAACCGGACGCAUCGGCUGCCAAAGUCUCAGGCCGAUUCGGGCCACGUUCAGACCGUUCGCGAUUAUCUAAACGCGCGUCUCAUUUUAAAUCAGUUACGAAACAAAAAAGGGUUUCACUCACUCGCGAUUUAUUAACGGCAAAAAAAACCAAAAAAAAAAACGUAAAUCGAUAUUAUCAAAAUAUCGGUCACCCGCGUUCGAUUAGGAUUCGGGGUUCGAUUCUCAGUGGAAGUGAUUCACGUGUGGGAGCGCAGAUCGGAUGUCUUCGCAAUAGUGUCCUCCCCGCUCCCCCCUCCCCCCUCCCCCCCCCAACAUCGCAUCUUUUUUUGCACGUGUCUGACAUAUCUGAACCCACAGGGCCUCAGUCCAUGAACUGUCCGACAAAAACAGGCCGGCAGAUCUGGGUCAGAUACGUGACGGUCCAAACGCAGCUCUCAGACCUGAAGGGGAUGUUUCGUGACCUUUCACCUCGACGCGGACUCUGAGAGAGUCACACGGGUAAAUUCACUCUGCCCUUACAGUAACUGAAUAUGGCUACAACACCACCAUAACACAUCAAAAAGUUUCUAUGCCUGCCCGGUGCUUGUGUAGUCUUUGUGCCAAUGAGCACAGAACUUAACACUGUAAAGCUUUUAAGUUCCGCACUCGAAGGUAAAACAUAAAAAUGGAGAAGAUAAAAAUCUGUCCAGAAGAGACAGAACGGUUAACUUCCUGUGGUGUCAUACUGAUGUGAGGCGGGGAGGGGGGGAGCUGGACCUGCUGUUAUUUCUCAAAUGUCUUGACAGCUCUGGCGAUUUCCAGUCGAGUGCUAGGCACCGGCUAACAAGGAUGAGUUCUGCCCCCCCCCCGCCCCCCUGCCCCCCUGCCCCCGUUCCCCUGCCCCCUGCCCCCCGUCUCUAAAUGAACUGGGGUUUUUUUUUCUCCAAUCCAUCAGGGAUGAGGAAAGCCAGUUUGAGACUGUGUGCGCGCGUGAGGGCCGACCUCCUCUCCGAGUCAGGCGCGCGGCUCGCGUACGUCGGGUUUGGAUUUUUGCCUUUAUAAGGUCGCGAAUCCCCCGGGGUCGGGCUCCGUCCCUCCCGCUCCAGCGAGCCGCCCGUUUACGGACGGGGGGCACCGGCGCCGUCCCCGACCCGUCCAAAAAGCCCGGGCCCGCCUCCCUCGGAGGAACCCUCCAGUGGGCGAGAGCAUCGAGAUCGACCCCGCCGCUAAUACAAAAUGCCACUGGGGCUCCUGAAAAUCAUCUACUCGCUAGUUCUGUUUGCAAGACAGUGUAGACAGCCUGUCGGCGGGGAACCUUGCCAUUGCUGGUAGAUUUGAAAUAUGUCCUCUUAAUAUGCGUGGGCGCCAGGAGUGUGCGCAACACACUUAUUACAUUAUAACCACAGGAAUUAUUCUUGCUUUCUCCUCCAAUGUAUUCUUUUUUUUGUCAUUUUCUUUUGACUCUCACAAUACUCUGACAACUAUGCAAACUUUGGCAAUCUGUUGGCUACUGCAAAAAAAAAAAAACCACAUCUUGGCAAUGAAAGUGUUAAAAACGGGAGCGAAAGCUGAAUUGUCAAAAUGGUUCCUGUCUGUUGAUGGAAGAAAGGGCAGCUGUUGAAAAAGCUUCUGCGGCUUUAAUUCGGACGAGGGUGGCAGUGGCACUGUACACUCCGUACAGCAGAAACACCUACAACCUCAGCAUUGUUCUCGUGUGAGAGCACAGAACACAGUUAGACUGCCACUUUAGUCUGGGUUUUUUUUUUUCUUGACUUAAAUUGAACUGUACGUGUCUUAACUGUAAAUAUGUAAUUACUCCGUGUGACCUUUUUGAACAAAGCAUUUAUCUGAACAAUAUCCUGCGUGCCUCCUUUUUACACUUCAUAAUAAAAAAUUGCUGUGGGUCAAUA
Messenger RNA from Anguilla rostrata (American eel), 7579 nucleotides. RefSeq names its product ATP-binding cassette, sub-family C (CFTR/MRP), member 9 (gene abcc9). The coding region runs from base 457 to 5088 and encodes 1543 amino acids. Gene Ontology annotation, biological process: potassium ion transport; transmembrane transport. The transcript has 39 exons. The record is from RefSeq and is a predicted model, not a curated record. Gene Ontology annotation, cellular component: membrane. Gene Ontology annotation, molecular function: ATP binding; sulfonylurea receptor activity; ATP hydrolysis activity. NCBI's taxonomy places the organism in Eukaryota, Metazoa, Chordata, Actinopteri, Anguilliformes, Anguillidae.